This is a messenger RNA of Klebsormidium nitens, 1750 nucleotides long. The record is from the annotation of a GenBank genome assembly. Lineage: Eukaryota; Viridiplantae; Streptophyta; Klebsormidiophyceae; Klebsormidiales; Klebsormidiaceae.
AUGGCAGAUCAGCAUGGAUACCCGGCAGAGAUCCCCGUUGAGGCGACCCCGCUCCUUCCAACUCUUUCUAGCCACCAACGACCGAAGAAACUAUCGAGCAAGAAGAAAACUUUUGGGAACAUUGUAAUCUCAAUUGUCGGCGCGGGAGUGCUGGGCCUGCCGUAUGCUUUCAAGGAGAGCGGUUACCUGCUCGGCUCAAUAUGCAUCGUGGCUGCAGGGGCGCUGGCCUGGUACUGCAUGAUGCUACUGAUCAAAUGCGCGGCCAAGCUGAAAGAGCAGAACCACGAGGUGCACACCUACGGAGACCUGGGCUUCCAUUCGCUGGGGAACUUUGGGCGGCAGUUGACCGACGUAACGGUCGUCAUCUCCCAGGGGGGGUGCUGCGUCGCGUACCUAGUUUUCAUAGCCGAAAACCUGUGCACGCUAGUUCCCUUGCCCAAGACCCCGGUCAUCCUCCUCCUGAUCCCCUUCCAAACCCUCCUUUCCUGGGCGGUGGAUUGGUGCGUGCUUUUGAGCCAGAGCGGGUUUUGCGUCGCUUACCUGGUUACGAUUGCGGGGAACGUCGGGUCUGCGCUGCACUUGUCGGGGGUCGCGGUUGUUGCGAGCAUUGUGCCGCUGCAAAUCUUGCUGUCGUGGAUACGAUCCUUGACAGGCCUCGCGCCUUUCUCGAUCGUCGCCGACGUCUUCAUGGCGAUCGCCAUGGCUGUCGUCAUCAAGGACGACGUGGCAGUCAUUGGACCGUCCAGCUUCAGCCACGUGCACGCCUUCACCUCACUUUCGAAAGCGCCGUUCGUAAUCGGCGUCGCGGUUUACUGCUUCGAGGGGUUUGCCAUGACUCAGCCAAUCGAGCAGUCGAUGAAGGAGCGGAAAAGCUUUGGAUGGGUGCUCGGGUUAGCGAUCGGGUUAAUCACGUUCGUGUACCUGUCGUUCGGGAUGAUCGGGUACCUGGCCUAUGGCGAGGCGACGCGGGACAUUAUCACGUUAAACUUGCCCCACGACUGGACCACCAUAGCGGUCAAGCUGGGGCUCUCGGUCGGCCUUUUCUUCACUUUCCCGGUUAUGAUGGUGCCCGUAUACGAGAUCGCUGACCGGCGGCUUAUGAGCUUCUCGUGGUUCCGUCAGUACGUCGAGCCUUCACCCAGGCUCCGGACUGCCCUCUUCCGCACCGCCCGAGCGCUUAUCGUGCUCCUCGCCGCAUAUAUCGCCAUCUCGGUUCCGGGGUUCGGUAUUUUCAUUUCUUUGGUCGGGAGCACAGUGUGCGCUAUGCUAGCGUUCGUCCUUCCGGGCUUGUUUCAUUUGAAAACCUUUGAGGGGGAGCUAACUUGGUUCGCACGAGUAUUUGAUUAUUUGUUGAUUGCUUUUGGCACCACCUUCGGUGUCGUAGGAACUUUUAACACGCUCGCGUCUAUUGUUGAGUCGCGUCAUUGAGGGUGAUUGCGAUUUGCCGGAAGGAUGCAGGUGAAAGAGGUCAAGUAGUGUUAGAUAGCGUAUUGUAGCAGCGUGGAAGAGAGACUACUCUGGCGUGCAUUCGUCUGGCGUGCAUUCGACAAAGGUCUACGGCCGUUCCGUGCAGCCACAUGCACGGAUCUGGACCCCGGGAGAUUAGUAAGCUAACAAUUCAUCAAGACAUUUUUUCUUGACCUGACUUACUGUGAGGCUGUAGCCGUUGUCCUACAUCAUUAAUACCGGAAAAUUCCUCUUGCAAUUGCCUGAGCCACACUGGUUGCGUGCGGCGCACCAGACACGACGG